AUGGACGAAAGUGCCAGCGUGCACAACAACGGGGCGCUAGCCUCCUUUUCUCCGCAGUGUGUCGUCUGCGAUGCCGUGCCGUUUUAUGGCGGGGGUCGGGACGUCAUCCCAACGUGCUCGUCCGUGGAAAAGACGUCCUCUCUGUGGCUCCGAAGUUACCACCUGGCCACCCUGUCCUCGUCUGACGUGGGACAUCUGAAACAUCUGGAAAAUCUCUACAUAGAACCAGGAAACCUUGUCCGUCUGGAGAUGGGCACGUUUGCCGGGCUGCAUUCCCUACGGCGCCUGUCCCUGACACGCAACAAGCUGGCGUUUCUCGGAACGGGGUGGCUGAUCCAACCCAACGGCCGCCUUAACCUGGCUCACAACCACAUAGCCUACAUACAGGACGGGGCGUUCGGCUCGGUGGAUGGCGACUGUCGGACGAUGGUCCUGCUGCUACAGUGGAACAGGCUGCACGUCAUCCAACCAGGUUACUUCAGACAGCUUUGCAUGCUAACGGUCCUGGACCUUCGGUACAACAGAAUUCACACCAUACACAAAGGUAGUUUCAAUGCGCCGUACCGACUCCGAAUUCUGCUUCUUGCCGGUAACAAGCUAAAGGUAGUCACCUCAGACUGGUUCCCUAGGCCUCCGAUAGAAAUACCAAGACCGAGACUGCUCAGUCGCGUGGACUUGGCACAGAAUCAAAUCCAAUACAUCGAACCCGAGGCGUUCAUGUAUGCCCCUCUUUUGGAGUUUCUUGGUCUCUCCAACAAUCAGAUCACGAGUCUACACGAGUAUCAGUUCAGGUUCGAGUACUCAUUGCCGGCGUUCCCAAGCAUCACCUUGAUACUAGAGGGUAACCCCAUUCGCUGCACGUGCGCUCUUCGGUGGUUCCUAAGAUCAGGUCGGCUCUUCAACGCUCAGUCGGAUUUCGGGCUGUUGGCCUGCAGUUAUCCUAAAGAGUUGGAAGGCACCAAGCUGAGCAACUUCACAAGCGACAUGGAAGCGACCAUGCAGUGCCCAACUCCAAAAGCAACCGUAACAGCGUUGGAUGAUGGCCGAACCUUCCGGUGUGAGGUGUGUUGGGAAGAGGGACCAACCGAACUGAUUGAAUGGACUCUUCCGAACGACACUAAAAUCAUCACUAACGUAUCGUUUGGAACGAGAAUACAAGUCAACCUUGGGGACAUAAACGCCACGACAUCUUUCUCCUUCAAUCCAAGUGGUUUCAACUGCUGCCAUCCCAAAUCAGUCCCUGACAAUGAUUCAACGGUCGUUACCGAACAUUGCAACUUUGUGAGCAAGACGCUCUCGUAUGUCACCAUCAGUGAAUUCCUGGUGAAUGGUAAAGAUCUAUCUUGUACAGCGUCCUUUCUCUCAGACGGAACAAACAUUACAGCUCAUCACAAUGUGCAAGGACCGGUAGACAAGACGACAUCGUUUAGGAUCAUUCAUGACAUACUUAACGCAACGCCCUCUUCACUAGGCAUGUCGACAAAGAAAAGAUCAGGAACAGAAGAAACGUUUGUCAUCCUAAACUCAGAACAACGCACCGCUAAUUUUUACGACUUGCUCAUCACCACGUGCUUGACAUCAUCGGUUUUCGCACUGGGUUGUUUUCUGGUUACCGCGUUAAGAGCGGCACGCGAGCGCAAGCGACAGGAAGACAAUAUGAACCACGAUCGUGAUGACCCGUUCUCCCAUCACACGUACGAAACCGUGGAUGGCCAACCCCCGCUCUGUCAUCAUUACGAAGUCAUCCGAGACGAUCAACUGGAGAACGACUAUGUCAUCACGCCGUACGCUGUUGCUGUAGCAGGUACCUACCACACGGACUUGCGUUUGCCCACUAGGACCGAAACUAGACAGUCUCCCCGUCCACACAGGCACAACUUUGGGGCGGCUGGAAACAUCCAAAACGCCCAUCCACACAAACGCAACUUUGGGGCCGUUGGGAACGUCAAAAAUGACCAAGACGCCCGGAGCAAGAAAAUCGAGGCAGUUGUCGGAAAUGAAGAUGCCUUGCGUGCCAAGAAAGAUCAUCUCUGGACUGGGCGCGAUAGAUUUAAAAUAACCCAAAGCCAGGUUGACGUUGGCUUCGUUGGUGAGGCUACAAAAGGGUUAGACAGCUCUGUGCGAGACUCAAUCAAUGAAGUAAAAGAGCCUGAUGAAGAUGACCGUGUCACGUGGCUUUAG
Molecule: messenger RNA, 2181 nt
Organism: Branchiostoma belcheri (Belcher's lancelet)
Lineage: Eukaryota; Metazoa; Chordata; Leptocardii; Amphioxiformes; Branchiostomatidae
Product: leucine-rich repeat and immunoglobulin-like domain-containing nogo receptor-interacting protein 4
Exons: 3
Coding region: 1-2181 (726 amino acids)
Molecular function (GO): protein binding
Source: RefSeq, a predicted model, not a curated record